UUAAGUUUGUGAACAUCUAUAGUUUUGUGUUUAUAGUUUUGAUAGUCAUUUUUUCUAAUUUCUGGUCCUUAUGAAAAAUAGAAAUUUUCAAAUUGUUUUUAUCUAUAUACAUAAUUACCAUCAUUUUACCAUAAGACCUUUAUAAAUCAAAAUACCAAAUACCAAAUACAGCUAAGCCCUAACCUUGCAAUAGCCUACUCUUGAAUCAAACCCCCACCUCAAAGUCACUUUCUGCCAUUUUGUAAAUCUACUCUAAAAUAUUAUACUACCUUCAAAUAAGUGCCCUUUUUGAAUAACCUACCAACCAAGAAUUUAUUUUUGAUAAUUAGCCUUAGGAAUCAGUUCUCUCAGCUUGAGGCAUGUGGUUGCACAACCCGUGGCUUGGCAUACACAUAAGCUAAACUAGCUAAACGAGAUCAUGCCCGGCCACUAUUCAGACAUUGUUGAAGAAAGAUCAAUUUCAAAACAGUGUGGCUACCCAUUAUGUUCCAAUGCUUUGAGCAAGGUUCCUAGACAAAAAUUUCAUAUAUCGAUGGAAAGGAAGCAAAUUUAUGACAUAACCGAAAGGAAGUGUUACUGCAGCAGCCAGUGUUAUAAAAAUAGUAAAUAUGUUGCAUCGCAGAUCCCCUCAUCUCCUCUAUGGCUGCGAAAAGACAAAAUUGAAAUCGAGUUUCUUGAAGAUAAAUUGAAGGUAGAGGACGAGCCGGUAGAGCAGGAGAUUUUUGAUGCUGAUGAUACCAAGCUAGAAAAUAUGCAUCUUUCAUCUCCGGUGGCUGUUAUUAAGGAAACAGCCACUGAAGAAAAGCAAAUUAGACCUGGGCAUGAAGCCCAUUCGAAGCCUGGCGACGAAACUUUAGAUUCGUCUUAUACCAGCCAUCUAGAGACUGCUAAUAUCCCCUCAAAAUCUACAAGCAUCAGUACGAAGUCGAUGAAACUUGAAGGUGUUUCUAAAGGCGGUAGUACAAAGUUGAUUGACCUUCCGGAGGAGCCUGUAGUGAAGGGGAAAGACAUUGACACUGAUAAGUUGUGCAGUCUGCUGCAAGAAUGGUGUACGGUUGAUACAUAUGAAUAUUUCAAAAUGAUACAUAGCGAAGUUGAAAGUCAAGAAGAAACUCAAACCACACAAGCUGAACAAAGGUCGUCAUUCGAGAGAAGGAAAAAGUCAGCAAAACGAUUUUUGCAAGAAAACGAAGAAUGGGAGCAGGAAGUGACUUCAAAAGAUGUAGGACCAGUUGUUUCAAAGAAAUUUGUAUCGCCACUAAUUGAUUCAAAAUCCCAACAAAGCAUCAGAAGAAGAAUAGUUUCCGAAAAACUGAAACAUAGCUUUACAGAAGUUUUUUCCGAGUUAUGUCUUUCAUUAGCUGACUUCAAAUUUGACCUGACAUCACUCAUAAAAACGUUCAAGUUUACAAGUCUGAAUAUAACAUUGCAUCCAAAAGAAUGGAAGGUUGUUGCAACAGCUAUUUUGCAUAUGGUUUGCCUGCAAGAGAAAUCACUUAAAGAGUCAAUUGCUGCCAUGUCCAAGGAACUUGAAGUGAUAUUGAAAAGCUGUGGAAUUGAUCAAGAUAAGUUUGUGAAACUUGUAAAUAUACUAAACAAAAGUACAAAUAGAGAAAAACCUCAUAUACAUCAAGAUUCAGGUAAGGAUUUACCAGAUCUUGAUUAUGAUAAUGAUUCUCUGGAUUAAGGAUUAUAUAAGUAUGACAGUGAUUCAAAGCAUGACCCUAUGGAAAGAUGGACUGUUUGAAAACUUAGUCAUUCAUGUUGAAUCAUUCAUUAUGAAGUCAGCUUGCAACUGACUGGAGGUGCAAUUAUAUUCUGUCGCAAAUGGAUAGUAUCAAAUUGAUGACAAACAGUUUAUUGGAUGCACUUAUUGGAACAGGUAAAUUGGCCUGGUACAAAAACUCAGAUGUAUGAAAAUCAAGAUGACACAACUGUGAGGUAAACAUGAAAGGCCACAGAGAGGCUUUUUGAAUUGGCAGCUGUGAUUUGUAGGGUCUACUGAAUAUUUCAAUGUACAGGGUAACAGAACAAUAUUCUGCACAGUGUGUUUUGUCAGGGGAAAGAGAAGGCUAGAAUAAUUUGGGUUAAAGUGAUCAUCAUUUGUUUGGAAGCCAAUUUUUUCAGUAUCCAUUUUACUAUAAAAAUAUGUUGGGUUAUGGUAAAUACUUGAAGGGAUUCAGCUGACUUAAAAAAAUCACAAUCUAGUACUUGUUUUGUACCUCAUUGUAUAAGAAACAUUUAUUAAUGUAAUAAUUUUUUAAGAAAUAGGAGUAUAAUGUUAUGUCACUUUAGACUCUGGUUGAUAAGUGGCAAUGUCAUUGUGGCAUGUCCAAUUGCAGAAACUUUCUCUUGAUUUAGCAUUGAUAUUAUGGUGUUUUAA
Molecule: messenger RNA, 2383 nt
Organism: Rhopilema esculentum
Lineage: Eukaryota; Metazoa; Cnidaria; Scyphozoa; Rhizostomeae; Rhizostomatidae
Source: RefSeq, a predicted model, not a curated record